AUGGAGUAUGAAAUUUGCACACUUAUUCAGAAACUGUUUGGAGAUAAGUAUACAAAUCCAUAGGAAUGUGGAAGGGGAGAAUUUUCAAAAGUCUAUAAGUGUCAAAAUAAAAAUGGAGACUUUGUAGCUAUUAAGGUUUUAAUUUCCUUGUUAAUUGUUUAGGUAAAUGAUACAUAAAAAGCUGCAAACAUUCCCGAUAUUUUGAAAAAUGAAACUACUUUACUAAAGAAAUGCAAUAAUGAGAAUGUUAUCAAAUUAAUUGAAAGUGUUGAAUUAGGCAAGGCAUAAAUUUUAGUCUUAGAAGUCUACUUUAUUAUAUAAAUUACUUUAGUUUUGUGAAAUGGAUUUGUAGAAAGUGAGGACUGAUUAUUAUAACAACAAGAUACCAGAGGAUAUUGUAAUUGUUAUUCUUUAACAAUUAAUGAAUGGAUUAUAUUAUUUACACUAAAAUAAAAUCAUUCAUAGAGAUUUGAAGUUAGAAAACAUAGGAGUAGUUUUUAGAAAGGGGGAUCUAAAUUAUCUGAAAAACAAAAAAUAAUAUGUCGAUGACUCAAUUUUUAGAAAUGCUAGUUAUAAACUAAUAGAUUUUGGCUUUGCUAAAUAAUUAUUAGAGGAAACAAAAACCUUAGCCGGAACCUAUUUUAAUAUGGGUAUAUAUAAUUUUAUUUUUCAUUUUAGCUCCUGAAGUUUUAGUAGGAAGCAAGUAUUCUUUUUCAGCAGAUAUUUAUAGUUUAGGAGUCUGUUUAUAUUAAAUGAUUACUGGUUAGUAUCCCUAUUAAGCUAAGGAUUUAUAAGGAUAAUAUACAUCUAUAAGAAACUAAAAAGCCAAAUUUGAUACAAUAAACAAUAAACUACUUAGAGAGACCAUUUAAUAGAUGCUAUAAUUUGAUGUGAAAAAAAGAUUGACAUUCUAGUAAUUAUAUUCGUCAGGACUGGUACAUUUGGGUAAUUCCAUCAAAUAAAUUUCUGAAUUUUAUUUUAUAAAUACACCAAAUGAAAAUGAUGAUCUUCAGGAAUCAUAACUUAGUCAGACAGAGGCAUUUUCAGUGAUUCAAUACCCCACAACUGAAAUUGCAAAAUCUUAAAUUUAAACAUCUUAAAUUGAAUUCAUAGGAUUGCCAGAAAUGAAUAGAUGGAAUAAACAAAAGGCUAUUUGUACUUUUAUCUAAAACUUUUGCAACAAAUUACAAAAUGUCAUUAAAACAUACCCUGAUAAGAUAAAACAAUUUGAAUUUUAGAAUUAAUUCAUUAGGUUCCUCAAAUAUUAUUCUAAAUUAGUUGAAAAACUACUUUUUGAUUUGAAAAAAGAUGUUUAUUAAAAAAGUCAUUAUUCCAAUUAGACAAGUUAUAAUUUGUUUAGAGAUUCAUUAGAAAAUUUUAAAUUGAAUAAUUAUGAAUAUCAGUGGAUAAAUUCAACAUAAGAUCUCAAAAUAUUAAAGGUAGAUGAUAUCAACAAUUAAUAAGACCUAUUAUCUAUUGUGUAAAAGAAUAAUGAAAGGAUCUUUCUAUAUAUCAGUAAUAUGUUAGAAAUUAUAUAUGAUAUGGAUCAAGAAUUACAGGAAUUUCGUUGCAAUUGUUAUUUAAUACAAUGCGACAUCGUAAUUCUUUACGCUGAAAAUUAGAACAAGAAUACAAUAUCGGGUGAUGAUCAAUUUGUUGAAUUAAAGUCUGAAGAUUUUGACAGAAAUCCAGUUCUUGUUUAAUCUUGGCUAUGGGAAAUGAUAGAUGAUAAGAAAGUUUAUUUUGAGGAGUUAUAUUGA
Molecule: messenger RNA, 1760 nt
Organism: Paramecium octaurelia
Lineage: Eukaryota; Ciliophora; Oligohymenophorea; Peniculida; Parameciidae
Source: the annotation of a GenBank genome assembly